Uloborus diversus is the source of this 1764-nucleotide messenger RNA. Its product is annotated as NF-kappa-B inhibitor cactus-like. The transcript is spliced from 7 exons. NCBI's taxonomy places the organism in Eukaryota, Metazoa, Arthropoda, Arachnida, Araneae, Uloboridae. Gene Ontology annotation, molecular function: protein binding. The coding region runs from base 199 to 1365 and encodes 388 amino acids. The record is from RefSeq and is a predicted model, not a curated record.
UUCUAAUACGUUUUUAGUCCUUUUAAAUACACAAAAAAGUGAUAAUUCAACUGAUUAUUUUGUACUUUCUUUAUCCUUAUGUAGUAGAUAUUCCAUUAUUUGGUGUUCUUUAUUUUUAAUAAGUUGCAGUAACACUUCAAAUAAUGAAUACAGUUGCAAAUUCUUUCUAAGGUAUCUGAGACAUUAAAAGAACUAACAAUGGAAACAAAUACAAAAAACAAAGAUCAAACAAAACUUGAUGCUGGUGGAAAAGAAAAACUGAGAACUUCUAAACAUCAUACCUCAGAGACUGAUAGUUCUAUUUCACUGACAUUUGAUUCUGCUGUAGAUUGCAGUUACAAAUCUGAUGAAAUUAGCCUCACAAGGACUUCUACAACAGAAAAUAUAUCAAGUUUAAGUAUAUCAGAUUGUAGUGUAUUUUCAAAAUCGGACUUGAGAUUUGAUAGUGGUCUUGGAACAGACUGUAUUUCGCCUUUGACUUCAGAAAGUUGUCUUGCACCCGAGGAAGUAUCAAAAGAAAUCACUACAGAAACUUAUGAUAAAAACCGUAAACUUACUUGGAAGGAUAUCUUUACACCAGAUAAAGAUGGUGAUACACUCUUACAUCUUGCCAUUGUAGAAGCCCUUUCUGAUAUUACAUGUCCAUUGAUUCAAUUAGCACCUCAUCCAGAUUUUUUGGACAUAACUAAUGAUUUAUAUCAAACUCCUUUGCAUUUAGCAGCCCUAACGGGAAAAUCAAACAUUGUUCGUAAGCUUAUUGUCGCCGGAGCAACUGUGGACAUUCAAGAUCAUAGUGGCAACAUACCUUUACAUAUUGCUGCACGCAGCGGAGAUCUGGAUUGUGUUGAGCUGAUACUGAUGCCAAUAUCUGAUGCUGAACUAGAACUAGCGAAGUGUUCUUACAGAAUAUUUGCCAGAAAGGAUGUAGACUUAUCUCAUCUAAUUAACUUGAAAAACUAUGAUGGGCAAUCUUGUGUUCAUCUUGCUGCAUCAGGAGGAUUCAAAAAAGUUCUAGAAUGUCUGUUCAAAUAUAGAGGGGACAUAAAUGAACAAGAUGGUAAAAGUGGGCGAACUCCUUUGCAUUACGCAAUCGAAAAUGAAAAUGUAGAAUUAGUGCAGCUACUACUCACAAAAUGCCGUGCUAAUCCCUAUGUAAAGAAUUACGCCGGACAAACUGCAUUUUGCAUUGCUCGAUCACUUCAUAAGAGAAAGCCUUCAGAGAUUCGUAGAAGCAUUAUCGAAAUUUUGAAACCCUAUGCUGAAAAAUGGGAUUCAAGUUCUGACUUUGAAUGGGAAUCUUCCAGUGAUGAGGCUGAUGCAACAGAAUUAAAUCAAAAGAACUCUCAAGAACAUGCGAAUAAAUGACACAAAUAGGAACUACCAAGUUUAUGAAUUGUUGAUUGAAAGUGAUUCUUGUUGUGAACUCAAAAUGGAUUUUGAAACUUGACUGCCGUGCAAAAGUGUUCAUGUUAAUUUUUAAGGUUGGUUUAAAUUACACCUGAAAAGUACGUGGUGAUGAAGAGUACAAAUUGCUUUUAUCGUAUUGAAGCAUUACUAAGUGAUUUAUUAUGAAAUAAAUUUGUUAAUAUGAUAUUUGUACAUAGUGUAUGUUGCUUGUUUACUGAAGGAAUGCUGUCCGUAAAACAUGCCUUAAGGAAUGUGAUUGUGCUUAGUUCAAAGUAUAUUUAUUCUUUACAGUGUAUAAACGCCUAAUCUAUAUUAUUAACAGCUGAGUAUUGCUAUUACAUUACGUUUAUUGUAAUU